Messenger RNA from Abrus precatorius (Indian licorice), 849 nucleotides. Its product is annotated as salicylic acid-binding protein 2-like. Gene Ontology annotation, biological process: jasmonic acid metabolic process; salicylic acid metabolic process. The transcript is spliced from 3 exons. The record is from RefSeq and is a predicted model, not a curated record. The coding region runs from base 1 to 849 and encodes 282 amino acids. Gene Ontology annotation, molecular function: methyl salicylate esterase activity; methyl jasmonate esterase activity; methyl indole-3-acetate esterase activity. NCBI's taxonomy places the organism in Eukaryota, Viridiplantae, Streptophyta, Magnoliopsida, Fabales, Fabaceae.
AUGCAGAAAAGGGAGAGGCACACUUUGGUGGUCCUUGUCUUAUUCUUUGUCUCACUGAUCCAUUGUGUUAAUGGGAAGCACUUUGUGCUGGUCCAUGGAGCCCUUCAUGGUGCAUGGUGUUGGUACAAGGUGGCUAAUCAGCUUAAAUUAGCUGGUCAUAAUGUCACAACUCUAGACAUGGCUGCUUCUGGCAUCAAUCCAAAGCAAGUGCAAGAGAUUCAUUCGGUUUCAGAGUACCAUGAACCCUUGAUGAAAUUCAUUGGCUCUCUUCCUCCAAAGGAAAAGGUGAUUUUGGUGGGUCAUAGUCUUGGUGGGCUAUCUGUGUCUAUUGCUAUGGAAAAGUACCCUCAGAAAAUCUCUGUUGCAGUUUUUGUCACUGCAACCGUUGUCUCUCAAAACCUUAAUUACCCAGCUUUUCUUAAAGAGCAAACGAGAAGAUUGGGCUCCAUUUUCAGCAAACAAUAUUUCAUAUCGAAUGGGGCCAACAAUGCUCCCAUCCUCUCAUCACUUGGAGUCGAAUUCUUAGCAUCCAGAUUUUGCCAAUUAUCACCACCUGAGGAUUUGACGCUUGCUGUAUCUCUGGUGAGACCCUUACCUCCUUUUACAAGUAAUCUUAAAUUAUUGUCAAAACAAACAGCAGUUACCAACAAGAAGAAUGGAAGGGUAUCUAAAGUCUACAUCAUCGGUGACAAAGACGAUUUGCUAAAUGAAGAUUUUCAAAAGUGGAUAAUUGAGAAAACAGGUCCAUAUGCUGAGGUGAAAGUGGUAAAGGGUUCAGAUCAUAUGGUGAUGUUCUCCAAACCAAAGGAACUUAGCUUUGAACUAUUAGAGAUUGCCUACAAAUAUUAA